Messenger RNA from Procambarus clarkii (red swamp crayfish), 648 nucleotides. Lineage: Eukaryota; Metazoa; Arthropoda; Malacostraca; Decapoda; Cambaridae. The record is from RefSeq and is a predicted model, not a curated record.
GCGGCGUAUCCCUUCCUUCACGAGGUUCCCUUCAUCAUCCUGUCCACGCCCGGCGUGGAGCAUCACCACAGCGCCGUCAUGGGCAACGUCCUCAACCCGGCCUACGCUCCCGGCCCAAUAGUCACCUUUCCACUACCCAUGAACGCCUGGUAUCGUUUCCUCAACACGCUGAUUCAUGCAGGAGUGCCAAUUUACUGGCGGACCUGGGCCGUCGUGCCCCUUAUACAGAAAGAGAUCUCUGCGCAGUUCCCAGAGCUGCCGCCGCUGUUGGACCUGGAGAGAAACAUGAGUCUGGCGCUGAACAACAGGCACUUUAGUAUUGGUAUACCACUGCCCCUCCUGCCCUCACAGGUGGAGGUGGGCGGCAUGCACUGUCGACCCGCCAGCCCUCUGCCCCAGGAGCUGGAGACAUGGAUCACAGGGGCGGGACCUGCUGGCGUCAUCUACUUCAGUUUGGGCUCCAUAACGCAAGGCACCCACAUGCCAGUCCAGUACCGUGACCUCUUCGUCCAGGCCUUCCGCAGGCUGCCGCAGCGCGUCCUCUGGAAAUACGAAGGUGUAAUAGAGAACGUUCCCGACAACGUGAUGCUCAACACGUGGCUUCCUCAGCAGGAUAUUCUCGGUCAGUAGUUCCCUCAGUGGAACCCA